AUGACGGGACAGUUGAAGAUGUCCGGAGUCUGCACUUUACUGGCACUUUCCAGGCUUCUGAAGCCCCCACGGGCGGGACGACAGACGCACGAGACCCAAUGUGGUGGCAUUCGGUGCAGAACACGACCAACUAACCCGUCCGGUGUGUGUUCGUGUAAGGGUCUGGGCUUUGCGGCUUGCGCUCCGAGACAGAGCUCGUUCCACACGUCACCUCCUGCAAAGCGUGGUGGCAGACAUACCGUGACCCUAAUUCCAGGAGACGGUAUUGGACCUGAACUACUCAAUCAUGUGCGUGACCUUUUCAGUUUCAGCCGUGUGCCUGUGGACUUUGAGGUGGUACACGUAAACUCUGCCCUGACCAGCGAGGACGACAUCAACAAUGCCAUUACUGCCAUCAGGCGCAAUGGUGUUGCGCUUAAGGGCAACAUGGAAACCAACCAUAAUAUGCCCCCCUCCUACAAAUCCAGGAACAACUUACUUCGCGUGACCCUUGACCUCUAUGCUAAUGUGAUGCAUUGUCGGUCCCUCUCUGGGGUGAGAACUCGGCACAGAAAUGUCGACAUUAUUAUCGUCAGAGAGAACACCGAGGGCGAAUAUAGCAGCCUGGAACAUGAGAGUGUGUCCGGAGUGGUAGAGUGUCUGAAAAUCAUCACUCGAGACAAGUCCCUGCGAAUCGCCGACUAUGCUUUCCAGUUGGCCAGGAAGAAAGGGAGACACAGCGUUACAGCUGUACACAAGGCCAACAUCAUGAAGCUAGGAGAUGGGUUAUUCCUGCAAUGCUGCAAAGAGGUGGCAUCAGGCUAUCCCGACAUAACGUUUGACAGCAUGAUUGUUGACAACACCACCAUGCAGCUUGUUUCUAAGCCCCAGCAGUUUGAUGUGAUGGUGAUGCCCAACCUGUAUGGAAAUGUGGUCAGCAAUGUGUGUGCAGGCCUGGUGGGAGGUCCAGGCCUUGUGCCAGGGGCUAACUACGGCAAAGACUACGCUGUCUUUGAAACAGGAACCAGGAACACGGGAAAAAGUAUUGCAGGCAAGAACAUUGCUAACCCUACUGCCAUGCUGCUGGCUAGCUGUAUGAUGCUGGACCAUCUUGGACUGCACGCAUAUGCCAGUAUGAUCCGAAGUGCAGUCCUCCUCACCAUGAACAAAACGCAGCUGCACACAGCUGAUAUUGGGGGCCAGUGCACCACUUCAGAGAUCAUCCAGAGCAUCAGGAGGGAGAUUCAGAGCAGCAGCCCCCACAUUACAGGCAGUAUUGAGUGCUGAAUGGUACCAUGCUUUGCAAAAUUGCAAAGGUCAUUGUAUUGAGCGCUGCCCAACACAAAGAUAAACCUGACCAUUGCUCUGCACACUUUUUGAUACUGAACACUGCUUCAUGUACAGGUAGCACUGACCAAUAUACCAAAUACUUUCCAACGCACUCAACGUUGAAAAACAUUCAACACAAGCAACUCUCCUCAGUAUGCAACAUAUGAAUAACAUAUGUUACUAUAGUAAUCCCUGCUCAACACACAAAACACUAAUCAUUGUACUGUGUAAUGCUCCAC
Messenger RNA from Scleropages formosus (Asian bonytongue), 1547 nucleotides. RefSeq names its product isocitrate dehydrogenase [NAD] subunit gamma, mitochondrial-like. Bases 1 to 1266 code for a protein of 421 amino acids. NCBI's taxonomy places the organism in Eukaryota, Metazoa, Chordata, Actinopteri, Osteoglossiformes, Osteoglossidae. Gene Ontology annotation, molecular function: NAD binding; magnesium ion binding; oxidoreductase activity, acting on the CH-OH group of donors, NAD or NADP as acceptor. The transcript has 13 exons. Gene Ontology annotation, biological process: tricarboxylic acid cycle; isocitrate metabolic process. The record is from RefSeq and is a predicted model, not a curated record. Gene Ontology annotation, cellular component: mitochondrion.